This is a messenger RNA of Syngnathus typhle (broad-nosed pipefish), 6396 nucleotides long. RefSeq names its product folliculin interacting protein 1 (gene fnip1). The record is from RefSeq and is a predicted model, not a curated record. Lineage: Eukaryota; Metazoa; Chordata; Actinopteri; Syngnathiformes; Syngnathidae. Bases 2040 to 5264 code for a protein of 1074 amino acids. The transcript is spliced from 18 exons. Gene Ontology annotation, molecular function: protein-folding chaperone binding; ATPase inhibitor activity. Gene Ontology annotation, cellular component: cytoplasm.
CAUGUGGAUCUCUGCGUGCGUUACGAGUAAAGUAAUGGCGUUUAUUACCUCGAUAACAAUGUCGAGAGUCGAUUUACUCUUUGUGGUAUUCAUUUUAGACCGCGUGGGUUUGGAUUUAACGUCAGUUAAGUGUUCUGGCAAGUGGACGACGUGUUUAGCCUGUUUGUCUGGGGAGGGGGGGGGGGCGCUAGCUGUUAGCUGGGCUAACUCCGAAGCUAGCGUCUUUAUCGCCAUUCAAGUCUCACGUCAAAUACUUGACGUGAACUGCGUCGCUUUAGCCUCAAGACAGCCUUCACUUGAGUGUGUGCGUGUGCCGCGUGGCCUCUUUUGUUGUCAUUUCACGCGGUGCGUGACGAUAUAAACUCCAAUGGGUUCGAAGUGCAUCUCGCGCCGCCGACUUGGGUGUCGACGUGCGGAACGUGCCAUGCGCGACUGGAUGGCAGUCUGCUUCGAGUGACGUCAUUAGCGGCAAUGGACGGCUUCACCGCUUGUUACUGCGGGGUUAUGGAUUAAGCCAAGCGUGUGACGUCACAUUAUUUACAUGCGUCACGACAGUCGUUGAUGAAGUGUUUCCGUGUAAGCUUGUGCAACACACUUGGAGUUGGUUUAGCUGCCGCAUCGUGAAAGACAAAAGGUCGCCGUUAUUACCACUGCAAAGCGCAAACCUUGCGGAAUAGCAGCCAGGACGGUGCUUUGGCCGACCCCCUGAGUCGCUCUCUCGUUUCCCUGGCUGAGGCACUUGACCCCUGAUGACAUACAGUACAUGUCAUAAAUCACAUAAGAAACAGGGGGUCGACAUGACAUUGCUUCUUGCACACAUUAAAAACUGCAUCCGAUUUAUUUAUUUAUAGCGUCUAUUUUUUUUCCCGUGAGAGUUGGCAGGCGAGAAGUCACCGGUUCAGGAACGGCCUUGCAUAACUCAGCGUGUCAUGUGAGGCUCCUAUCAAUCACAGGCGUGUCGACUGUGCGUGUGCGUGUCAGUCGCACAAGUCACAACAAAUACGGCGUACACGUUUGUGUGUGACUAUAGAGGCUGUCAACUUAGUGUCGAGUUGCUUUCAGGGUUAUUUCAAGUGGGCUUUUUGUGGGUUCUCAGAAGUGGAGGUUCACGUUCAAGCUGAAUAAAAUUGACCAAGGUUUAUUGAGGAUCAAUGCCAUUGUCAUUCGUUACAGAUUUACUGCCAACGACAAUGUAGUCCCAAUAAAUGCUCAUGUGAUUGCAGAAAUACAGAUAUGCUUAAUAGCAAAGGCCAAGUCAGCAGAUAUGCAGGUCAUCAGUCAGGUGCUUUGCUUUCUGCCUCGAGGCAAGUCAGGAUAAUAGGGGAGAGUUCAACUCUGUCAGGGCGGGUGGGGCAUUCAUUCGCUAGUCCGUGCAAACUUUAAUGUUAAAUGCCACAUUUGAUUCUCAAAACGGGCGGAUGGGCCAGGUUCGUAAAUGAGGCUGAGGUGUGUCGGGAAGAAUGUCGCGGGAGGUAUUUAUGUAACCGCCCGGUCGGGCAAGUGUGGCAGUGGCGGCGUUCUUGUCAAGGCUCUUUGAGGUCAGUUAGCAGGCCGGCCGGCCGGCGCUGACGUCAGAGCAGUUGAGGGAAGCAGCCGAGCAUGCCUGCAGUUUCCCGGUCCAUGGAUGUUGCAAUGAGGCGGGCAUGCUGGUAUCAUCUCCUCUACUGGUGUCAUCGCUGUUGAAUACGUUCCCGGCAAGAGCUGGCUUUUAUUCCCCUUGUGCUUUACAGACCGAAGCAACAAUUGUGGAAUGACCUCAGAAGCUACCUCAGCCAAACUACUGUACCUUUAACACCGUUUAAAAAAAAAAAAAGCCCGUUUUGAUGGGCAGCGCGAAAGGGGCUGUAAACAAGGGGAGGCAGUCAGCGGGACGUCGUUAGCCCGCCGCUUCAUUCUUGCCACUCGCGCCGCAAUCACCUGACACGUCUCAUGUUGUGUGAAUCCAGUCAGCCGUUAUUCUUAGAGGCUGAGCGAGCGUUAGAGAGGAGGCUGCCGAGCGGGCCGGAGCGCCCGCUGGAAACACUGGCACCGUCGAAACCAUGCCCAGCUGGACGAACCCCCAGCUGGAGCCAAGUCACAUCCGGCUCAUCGUGUACCAGGACUGCGAGAGGCGUGGCCGCAACGUGCUCUUUGAUUCCAACGCCAAAAAGAGGGGCACGGAUGACGCCCACCUUCCCGGCACGGAGGGCCAGGUGAAGAUGUUCAACAAAUAUUGCCGGCUUCGACCCACGGGGGGCAGCAGCAGCUCCCUGGACAGCUCCUCCUCGUCCUCCUGCGCGUCCGAGACGUCCAGGGAAACCAAAGAGCAGGGGCUCCGCUUCCAGGGUUCGAGGUGUUCGUCCGACGUGGUCAUGCUGGGGGAGAUGAUGUUUGGAUCGGUGGCCAUGAGCUACAAAGGCUCCACACUGAAAAUCCACCAGAUCAGGUCGCCACCACAGCUAAUGCUGAGUAAGGUGUUCACGGCCAGGACGGGAGGCAGCGUGUACGGCAGCCUCAACACGUUACAGGACAGUCUCGAGUUCAUUACGCAGGACAGCAGCAACACCCUCCGGCCUGAUCAAAACGCCGCGCCAAAUAAUCUCCUGGGAAACAUAGGAUUUUCUCAGCUCUGCAGCCCUCGACGGGCCUUCUCUGAGCAAGGUCCGCUGCGUCUCAUCAAAAGUGCAUCUUUCUUUUCAGGUCACAGUCACCCCAUGGAUAUGCCGGGCCGGGGGUUGUACGACGAGCGGGACAGCGGCAUCGCCCGCUCAGCAUCGCUGAGCAGCCUCCUGAUCACACCCUUCCCGUCGCCGGGCUCGUCUCUGACCAGCAGCUGCGCGUCCAGCUACCAGCGACGGUGGCGGCGCAGCCAGACCACCAGCCUGGAGAACGGUGUCUUCCCGCGCUGGUCGGUGGAGGAGAGCUUCAACAUGUCGGACGAGAGCGGCGGGCAGAGCUUGGGCUCGGCGCGCAAGAAGAAGAUCGCCAUCGGCGUCAUUUUCACGCUGUCGCCUAACACUGAGGAGAACAGCCACUUCCAGGACUUCUUCUUCUCGCACUUUCCGCUCUUUGAGAGCCACAUGAACAAGCUCAAGAGCGCCAUUGAACAGGCCAUGAAGAUGAGCCGGCGGUCAGCUGAACCCAGCCAGAGGGCCUUGGCCUACAGCCGCAUGGUAGAUGGGCUCAACGAAUUCAGGAUGACCAUAUGCGACCUGUACAGCAUGCCCCGCGUGGUGGAGCCGGUGUGGCUGACCAUGAUGUCGGGCGUGUCGGAGAAGAACCACCUGUGCAGCCUCUUCAUGCGAGAGUUCUCACUGCUGAUGGAGCAGGCCUCCAAGAACCAGUUCCUCCCGGCGCUUCUGACGGCCGUCCUGACCAACCACUUGGCCUGGGUGCCCACGGUCAUGCCCAACGGCCAGCCGCCCAUCAAGAUCUUUCUGGAGAAGCACUCCUCGCCCAGCGUGGACAUGCUGGCCAAGACGCACCCUUACAACCCGCUGUGGGCACAGCUCGGUGACUUGUACGGCGCCAUCGGCUCUCCCGUGCGCCUGGCCCGCACGGUGGCGGUGGGCCGCCGCCAAGACCUGGUUCAGCGCCUCCUCUACGUGCUGACGUACUUCAUCCGCUGCUCGGAACUGCUGGAGACACACAUGCUGGACGGCGUGGAGGACGAGGCCAUCGUCAUGCCCGGUUCGCUCAUCACCACUUCGCUGCGCAAGGGGGAGGUGGAAGAGUCGGACUACGUGCUGGUGACCGUGCACAAGCCCGCCGGCGACUACUUGGCGGAGAAGGAGGACGAGAGCGAGGGUGACGGCGCGGACGGGAGCCAAGCGUUCCGGAUUCUCCGGGACGACGCUUGCCGGACUCCGGAGGAACCCGAGGGGCCCCGCAGGGAGUCUGGCAGCCCGUUGAGCGCCGAGGUCCGGCUGGAGACGGUGCUGCCCGUGGGUUCGUGCUCCCCGAGGGAACGGGAAGCGGAUGAGGGGUUGGCGAGGGACCCUGUCGGAGCGCCACUGCUGGGCUUCCCCCCGGAGAAAAAGCCUCCGGAUAAGAAUUCCCCCCUUGAAUCCACCAUGUCGGGUCCCUUGUCGCUCAUUGUGACGGAGGAGCCGGCCGCCAAAGUCACCUUCCUCAUCGGGGACUCCAUGUCGCCCGAGUCGGACACCGAGAGCAGGCGGAGGAAGGUGGAGGAGGACAUGAAGAAGCACAGAAAGCUCCACCGUCUUGCGCCGCCGCCACAGGACGCCCCGUCUUUGCAGCGAGUGUCCAGCAAACUCCCUCAGUGGAACCCCGACACUCCGGAUUACAGCCAAUUCGACGAGUACUUCUGCUCGGAGAACCCGGUGGAGACGAGGACGAUAGACGACGUCGCCAAACGCGAAGAGGCCAACGGCACCCUGGCCGCUCUUUACAAAGACCUUCUGGACCCCUCGGGGCCCGAACACCGCCCCGCCCACAGCGGCGCGGACAGCGCGAGCGACUCGUCGGCCAUGCAGAGGAGGUGCAGGUGCGCCUCGACGGACUCGUGCGACAAGGGACUCGUCUUGUCCGUGCCCGUCCUCCAUCGGGACGGAGGCCACGGCGGUGAGGACCAAAAGUGCAAGGCGGCGCCCCUCAACGACUGGGAGAUUCCGCGCAACGAGAGCUCGGACAGCGCGCUGGGAGACAGCGAGAGCGAGGAGACUGAGGACUGGCAGGAGGAGGUGAUGGUGCCCUUCCCAGGCUCCAAACUGGUGGAGAACUACUCCAAGCCGACCAUCGCCAACUUCGGCCGCUCUUUGUUUGGGGGCUACUGCCCCACCUACGUGCCAGACUUUGUACUGCACGGGAUGCCCAGCGACGACAAGCUACGGCAGAGCCUCAUGGCUGAACUCACGCAUGCCGUCCAGCACCCGGUGCUGGACGAGCCCAUCGCCGAGGCCGUGUGCAUCGUGGCCGACACGGACAAGUGGACGGUUCAGGUGGCCAGCAGCCAGAGAAGAGCCACCGAUGGGGGCAAGCUGGGCAAAGAGGUGCUGGUCUCCAGCUUGGUGUCGGCGCUGCUGCACUCCACGCAGCAACUCUACAAGUUCAACAUGUCCCCCAACUUUUGCAUCAUGCACCUGGAGGACCGCCUGCAGGAGAUCUACUUCAAGAGCAAGAUGCUGGCCGAGUACCUGAAGGGUCAGAAGAGAGUCCAUGUCAAAGAACUGGGCAUGGUCUUAGGAAUCGAAUCGAGCGACCUCCCGCUUCUGGCUGCCGUGGCCAGCACGCACUCUCCCUACGUGGCCCAGAUCUUGCUGUGAGGGGCUUCCUUUUCCUUCUUCUGUAGACCUCAGACUGUUGCUGCUGACAGGUGCAGUACCCCAUCACGCCACAAGAGGGUGGUGUUGGGCAAGAAAGAAAGAGUCAUGUUUGAAUUAUUCCCCCCCCCCCCUUCGGACACCAAGCCAAAGACUUUACAAGUUCAGGAGUGUUAGGACCUCACUGAAAAGAAGCUAAAUAAUGCACCACCAGAGUGAAGUCAGAGUCGUAUGAGAAAUAAAACGUAUAUUUUGGUGAGAUGUAUAUUUUCAGGGGGGAAAUUUGUAAUCUUACAGAAAUAUUAACCUGAUGAUUGUAAAGACUUCUUUGUUCUCAAAUAAGCGACUAAGUGGUUCUCGAACACACUAUUAGAUUCAGACUUUAUUCUGGUCCUGGCAUUAUAUUAGAAACUUCUUUUCAUUGUGGGCUUUACCAAUCCUUGGUACUUGAUUAACUUUUAAUUCAGAGAAAGACGCUUUGAGGUAAUUUUCUAUUCGAUUUUGUGCUUUUUCUGUACAAUCUCCGACAAGCCAGCUGCAGUGAAAAAAGUAUUUUAGAAAAAAGGAUGCCGAUUGAUUUUUUUUCCCCAGCUUUUUUACAAGCCAAAUUGUACCCUUUCCCUCCCGUUCUUACUCAAAUAUACCAUGACAAACCAGUUCCGGAAAUUUCCAAACUACCUCAGAUGUUCUUAUGCAUCGCUCACAAAACUACCCUGAGGUCAUAUAUUGAAAAUAGAUCCAUUGCUUUUUAAAAUCAUUAAAAUGUUUCCCUGUUGUUGAAUUGUUGCUGUCUGUUUUACAACCAAAACACAAAAUGCUGCAUAUGUUCACACUUUUCUACCUUGUUUACGGUGAGGCAUAACCAUGGAGGGUUUUUUUCAACAGUGCUUUCAUUCUUUUUGUCUUAAUGGGGAAAUGACGAUGCCAUUGCAGGCUUCCAAACGGCCGCUAAUGUUGGUUAGCACUUGUUGUUUGUGUUAAAGGCAUCCUUUGUAUAUGACUAAGUUAUUUUUGUGGACUGUACAAUUCAUUUCCAUGUAUUUAUACCUUUGAACAAUUGUCUCCUCGGAAAUAUAUCUUUUUCCCAAUUUUAUGGGAAUGUUGUGCAAUAAAGAUGAAGACAUUUGGACAUAAA